Messenger RNA from Synchytrium microbalum, 711 nucleotides. RefSeq lists its product as uncharacterized. The record is from RefSeq and is a predicted model, not a curated record. The transcript has 5 exons. Lineage: Eukaryota; Fungi; Chytridiomycota; Chytridiomycetes; Synchytriales; Synchytriaceae. The coding region runs from base 1 to 711 and encodes 236 amino acids.
AUGAAACUGUAUUACUCUCCCACAUCGCCAUUCGUUCGCAAGGUGGUGAUUGUUGCUCGUGAAGUUGGGCUCUUUGAGGAUCUGGAGAUCAUAACAGUGGCCGUUGUUCCACAUGAAGUGAAUCCAGGCUCAAGCAGUGUACAAGGUGCCGGAAAUCCGUUAGGAAAAGUCUGGACCUCGUUGUCGUUCAGAUUUCUUCACCUACCGGAAAUUGCUGACAUUACCGUCCUCAUUCUGUCCAAACCGCAGAUCCCUACUUUGAUAUUAGAAGAUGGAACAGUCCUCUUUGAUUCGCGUGUCAUUGUGCAGUAUCUCGCUGCACUGAAACCAGCUAAAGGGAUCAUCCCUACCGAUAUCAAAGCACAGUUCCUAGCCAAGAAACGCGAAGCUCUUGCCGAUGGACUCUGUGAAGCUGGCACACUUUUGAGAUUCGAGGGCCUUCGACCAGUAGAAAAACAAUGGCCGAAUUGGGCUGAGGGACAGACACGUAAAAUCACGGCUGCUUUUGACGCGAUGGAAGCUGAAGUCCCAGACAUGGCUUCAUCUUUGGCCACCAUUGGAGAAAUUGCUUUUGUAUGUGCUUUGGGUGUGUUUGAUUUCAGGUUGGGAGCCGCUUGGAGGGAUACACAUCCAAAAUUAGCUGCAUGGUACAAGUCUGUCGAAACCCUGCCAGUAGUCAUUGCAACAGCUCCAAAAGCUCCAACAGCAUGA